Messenger RNA from Ruditapes philippinarum (Manila clam), 603 nucleotides. RefSeq lists its product as uncharacterized. The transcript has a single exon. NCBI's taxonomy places the organism in Eukaryota, Metazoa, Mollusca, Bivalvia, Venerida, Veneridae. Bases 1 to 603 code for a protein of 200 amino acids. The record is from RefSeq and is a predicted model, not a curated record.
AUGAAACUUGAUAAAGGAGACCUAAAUCUAAAGUGGGCAAAUUUCUUGUUAACAUAUCGCAAUUCUGUAAAUCAAAGCACACAAGAAAGUCCUGCGAUGAUGUUUAUGAGCAGGAGUUUGCGAAGCAAGUUAGACUUUUUAAAACCGGAUAUAGACGGUUAUGUCGAAAAACAAAGAAUGAAACUCGCAACAUCGGAAUCGCGAAAUUUCCGAGAGUUUAAAGAAGGAGACUCAAUAAUGGCGCGAGACUAUAGGCCUACUUCAACCGAAAAAUGGUUAUCGGGUACAAUUUUAUCCCGCAAGGGACCUCUCAUGUAUAAAAUUGAUAUCGGUAACAAUCAAGUCUGGAGAAGGCAUGUUGACCAGCUACGGAAAUCAGAAAUGAAUAAUGAGCUUUCUCGCCGAGAAAGUUCACCGUUAAACAUGAUCCCGCUUAAUUUGUCAGAAAUGCCAGUUAUGACCGAGAGAAAUGACCCUUUGUUAGUAACUGGUAAUCCUGAGAAAAUGCCAUCAUUAAAUGAAAAUAAAAGAUCAGAUCAAAUGUUAAUGGAACGAAGAUACCCAUUGAGAGAACGCAAACCACCUAAUCGUUUCUCAUACUGA